AUGAAUAAAUCAUUGCUUCAGUCACCAAUCAAAUAAUAACAUCGCAAGAUUAUUUCUUAACAGUAAGGCAGCAGGCCAUUCCGAUUCUUGGAUAGAUUGUAGCUGUUCACAAAGCAUAGGAUACCACUUGUGGAGGAGACUCCAUAACUUAGUGAGCGAUAAUCAAGAAGAUUGAAAAAGUACUUUUCAGCAACGAUGAGAAAUUCUAGCUGCAAUUGUGUGAAUUGUGGUAAGAAUAAUUCAUUUAUACAAAAGACUUUUCAAUUAUUUGCCUUCGAAAGCAAGUAUAUUGAAUUAAUUUUAUACAUCUUAGCUUCAAUCGAAGAAAGAGACUCUAUAGAAGGUUCAGGAAGUACGUCCAUUGUGUGCAGUUCAUCAUUCGUUACAAGAUUGUGCAAAAAAUAAGAGACAGACAAAGGAAUAAAAUGAAGAAGGCAAUCAACUAGAAUGUUCACAUACACAAGCCUUCUGCCGUAGCCAAUUUGCUUGCGGAAGGAAUUAAGUAAUUUUUAUUAGUUGGAGUAAAGGUAAUUGAAACAACAACACCAUGUUGAAGUUUUGAAUGAACAUGAUUCCGACGAGGAGUUUUAUCAUUUUAAACCCAAGAUGCAUCAAAAUCGUAAGUCCUUUGCUCAUUUCCUCUCGUCUCCCAAGGGAUAAAAAAAGUUGGAACGAGUCUACUAUGUGAAAUAAGCCAAUAGACCCAUUAGUUAAUACAUAGCCAAUCGCUCAAAGCCGUCUACUACCCAAUGUUCUCCAAAAUCUAUCUUGCCUUAACUGAGUUCACUGUAUGAUUUCAAAAACUCAAUCUCGGUCAGACAUAUGAAAAAAUUCUGA
Paramecium octaurelia is the source of this 837-nucleotide messenger RNA. The record is from the annotation of a GenBank genome assembly. Lineage: Eukaryota; Ciliophora; Oligohymenophorea; Peniculida; Parameciidae.